Messenger RNA from Triplophysa dalaica, 1146 nucleotides. RefSeq names its product interferon phi 1 (gene ifnphi1). The transcript is spliced from 6 exons. Gene Ontology annotation, cellular component: extracellular region. Gene Ontology annotation, molecular function: cytokine receptor binding. Gene Ontology annotation, biological process: response to exogenous dsRNA; defense response. The record is from RefSeq and is a predicted model, not a curated record. Lineage: Eukaryota; Metazoa; Chordata; Actinopteri; Cypriniformes; Nemacheilidae. The coding region runs from base 1 to 651 and encodes 216 amino acids.
AUGCGGCGCAGCAAGAUGAUACGGGCGGAUACGAGUCCGCGAGGUUACAUCAGCCAACCCCCUUACGUCAGCAAACAGAAAGUGAAAACGAUUUCCUCUUCUCAGUUGAAAUGUUAUGGACACAAGAAAAUACUAUGGAAUCACAGUCUAUGCUCUGCCUGCGACGUGCUCCGGCGAUACAGGCUGAUAAGCGAUGAGUCUCUGACACUGCUUUUGGAAAUGGGACCAGAUCAUCCUACGCAAAGGGUGUCUUUUCCUGGAUCCCUCUACAAAUACAUGGACAAUGCUAAGGUGGAGGACCAGGUGAGAUUUCUUACCUUGACCUUAGACCAUAUUAUAGACCUCAUGGAUGCGAAAGAGCAAAUGAGUUCAGUAAAAUGGAACCCCAAGACUGUGGACAAUUUUCUCAAUGUCCUGCACAGGCAGUCGUCUGACCUCAAAGAAUGCGUUGCUCGAUACCAAAAAGCUUCACAUACCUUUUACGAGAGAAGAAUAAAGAGGCACUUCAAGAUUUUACAGAAAAUUCUAAAGAAAAAUGAAUAUAGUGCCUUGGCAUGGGAGCAGAUUCGCAGAGCUGUGAGAAGUCACCUGCAAAGAAUGGACAUCAUGACAAGCAAUGCUAAGACUCUAAAAAAACAUCAAACCUCAUGAUCAGGGUAAAGAAUUGCCCUGUGUUACAUUCCAUAAAGCAAAAUUGCUGAUCUGUGUUAUAUGUAUUUGAUUACAAUUCUGUAUACCAUUUUACUAAGGUAUUUUAAAGCAGCGUUUACUGUUUUAUUUUUUCUAAUCAAGACUUGAAGUGCUUGUUUCUCAUACAAAAUGAGUCAACUGAAAUGUAUUUUUAUAAAAGCUAUUUUUUUAUGAUGCUUAUCAAUAAGAACAAACUACAGUUUGCUUGGUUAGCCUGAAAUUAGUUUGGGAUGCAAACACAUUUUGUAAUUGUCGGAUAUUAAGUUAUUCUAUUUGUUGUCUAUAUUAACUUUUAUUUAUUUUCAUUUUAUUUACUACUUUUGUAUCAGAUUUUAUUUAUUAAUUUUGUAUUUAUUUCAUGCUUAUUUAUUUAUACUUGUUUUUUAAUUGUCUUAAUGUCUGAAUUUUUUUAUACUAUUUAUUAAAUGAAAAAAUAAAAUUAUUUAUUGAAACUGA